AUGUUGUAAAGAAGCAAUAACCACUUUGAAAUCGAAGACUUUAAUAUUCUUCAUAUGGAGAAAGUAGCUAACCUCAUUUUUAGAAGCUAUUCUGAAGUCAACUUAGUUUGGAACAUACUUUAAUGCAAGAGAGAACAGGCUAAGACUGCUAUUCUUAGAAGACUUUAAAGAUGUCUCAAAGACAAUCUCUCUCACGUAGCUGUCCAAAACAACAGAGUGGUUGCUUGCGUUAUUUCAAUAGACUUAAAAAAUUUAGAAGAUCUCCUUAAAGAUGAAGCUUAACAAAAACUUCCUGAGCCAUUCUAGUAUUUGAGUCAAGUCAAUCGUGGCUUCCACGAUUACAUGGUUUAAUUCAACAAAGAAGAAUCUCAUGUUAAGUCUUCAGUUAUGCUUUUCUGUGCUGUUGAGCCCGAAUUCCAGCAAACACUUCUUUUCUUCAACCUCGUCUAGUGGAAUAUCGAUUAAAUGAUACUAUCAAGAUACAAAAAGUAUUUCGGCAUAGCUGGUAUUUAAUCUCGCUUUAUGAAACUAGCUAAGGAUAAAGUCAGUUAACUUCAAACACAUUCUAUCAAUGAUAAAGAAAAUAAAGAAAUUAACAACUAUGAACUAGGUCUUUUGUCCUAUGACCUACAACCUUUGCUACCAAGACCAUCACUUUGA
Messenger RNA from Tetrahymena thermophila SB210, 660 nucleotides. RefSeq lists its product as hypothetical. The record is from RefSeq and is a predicted model, not a curated record. The transcript has a single exon. Lineage: Eukaryota; Ciliophora; Oligohymenophorea; Hymenostomatida; Tetrahymenidae.